Messenger RNA from Penicillium maclennaniae, 2460 nucleotides. RefSeq names its product AAA family ATPase CDC48 (gene cdc48). Gene Ontology annotation, biological process: mitotic spindle disassembly; autophagosome maturation; retrograde protein transport, ER to cytosol. The transcript has 6 exons. The coding region runs from base 1 to 2460 and encodes 819 amino acids. The record is from RefSeq and is a predicted model, not a curated record. Gene Ontology annotation, molecular function: polyubiquitin modification-dependent protein binding; ATP binding; ATP hydrolysis activity. Lineage: Eukaryota; Fungi; Ascomycota; Eurotiomycetes; Eurotiales; Aspergillaceae. Gene Ontology annotation, cellular component: cytosol; VCP-NPL4-UFD1 AAA ATPase complex; nucleus.
AUGUCUUCCGAGCCCGAUCACACUCACGAUAAGAAGAGGGUUAACCUCCGGGAUGCCUCGGGCGCUGAGCACAAGGAUGAGCUCGACACCGCGACUGCCAUCCUCAAGAAGAAGAAGAAGCCCAACUCUUUGAUCGUCACUGAUGCCGUCAACGAUGAUAACUCGGUGAUUGCUUUGUCCAAUAACACCAUGGAGACCCUUCAGCUCUUCCGGGGCGAUACUGUCCUCGUGAAGGGAAAGAAGAGAAAGGAUACCGUGCUUAUUGUUUUGGCGGACGAUGAUUUGGAUGACGGCAGUGUCCGUAUCAACCGUGUUGUGCGCCACAACCUCCGAGUGAAGCACGGCGACAUCGUCACCGUCCACCCCUGUCCCGAUAUUAAAUAUGCCAAGCGCAUUGCUGUUCUUCCCAUUGCCGAUACCAUUGAGGGCCUGACCGGCUCCAUCUUUGACGUCUUCCUCGCCCCCUACUUCCGCGAGGCAUACCGACCAGUCCGACAGGGUGACCUGUUCACAGUAAGAGGUGGUAUGAGACAGGUGGAGUUCAAGGUGGUGGAGGUUGACGCUCCGGAGUUUGGUAUUGUCGCACAGGACACAGUGAUUCACUGCGAGGGUGAGCCCAUCCAGCGAGAGGACGAGGAAGGUAACCUCAAUGAAGUCGGUUACGAUGACAUUGGUGGUUGCCGGAAACAGAUGGCUCAGAUCCGCGAGUUGGUUGAGCUACCUCUCCGCCACCCUCAACUCUUCAAGUCCAUCGGUAUCAAGCCGCCCCGUGGUAUCCUUAUGUACGGUCCUCCGGGUACUGGUAAGACUCUGAUGGCUCGUGCUGUCGCCAACGAAACCGGUGCCUUCUUCUUCCUCAUCAACGGUCCCGAGAUCAUGUCCAAAAUGGCUGGUGAGUCUGAGUCGAAUCUGCGCAAGGCUUUCGAGGAGGCCGAGAAGAACUCUCCCGCUAUCAUUUUCAUUGAUGAGAUCGACUCCAUCGCUCCCAAGCGUGAGAAGACCAACGGUGAAGUCGAGCGCCGUGUCGUAUCCCAGCUUCUGACCCUGAUGGACGGCAUGAAGGCCCGCUCCAACGUUGUCGUCAUGGCUGCCACCAACCGUCCCAACUCCAUCGACCCUGCUCUCCGCCGCUUUGGUCGUUUCGAUCGUGAGGUUGAUAUCGGUAUCCCCGACCCCACUGGCCGUCUGGAGAUUAUGCAGAUCCACACCAAGAACAUGAAGCUUGGUGAGGAUGUCGACCUCGAGACUAUUGCUGCAGAGACGCACGGUUACGUCGGUUCCGAUCUGGCUUCCCUGUGCUCUGAAGCCGCCAUGCAGCAGAUUCGUGAGAAGAUGGAUCUGAUCGAUCUUGAUGAGGAUACCAUUGAUGCUGAGGUUCUUGACUCUUUGGGUGUCACCAUGGAGAACUUCCGCUAUGCCCUCGGUGUCUCCAACCCCUCUGCUCUCCGCGAGGUUGCAGUUGUUGAGGUUCCCAACGUCCGCUGGGACGACAUUGGUGGUUUGGAGGAGGUCAAGCGCGAGCUCAUCGAGAGUGUCCAGUAUCCUGUCGACCAUCCCGAGAUGUUCCAGAAGUUCGGUCUCUCGCCUUCUCGCGGUGUUCUGUUCUAUGGUCCUCCUGGUACUGGUAAGACUAUGUUGGCCAAGGCUGUCGCCAAUGAGUGUGCUGCCAACUUCAUCUCUGUCAAGGGUCCUGAGCUUCUGAGCAUGUGGUUCGGAGAGUCUGAGAGUAACAUUCGUGACAUCUUCGACAAGGCCCGUGCUGCCGCCCCUUGUGUCGUCUUCCUUGACGAGCUGGACUCCAUUGCCAAGUCCCGCGGUGGUUCCGUCGGCGAUGCGGGUGGUGCUUCCGACCGUGUUGUCAACCAGCUUCUCACGGAGAUGGACGGUAUGACCUCCAAGAAGAAUGUCUUCGUUAUCGGUGCUACCAACCGUCCCGAGCAGCUGGAUGCCGCUCUUGUCCGUCCCGGUCGUCUCGACACUCUAGUCUACGUUCCCCUGCCUGACCAGGCUUCCCGUGAGGGUAUUCUCAAGGCUCAGCUCCGCAAGACCCCUGUCGCCGGCGAUGUCGACAUCCCCUUCAUUGCCAGCAAGACCCACGGCUUCUCCGGUGCUGAUCUGGGCUUCGUGACCCAACGUGCCGUCAAGCUUGCCAUCAAGGAGGCCAUCUCCCUCGACAUUGAGCGCGUCAAGGCUCGCGAGGCUGCCGGCGAGGAUGUCACCAUGGACGACGAGGAGGACGUGGAGGACCCCGUCCCCGAGCUCACUCGUGCCCACUUCGAGGAGGCCAUGAAGUCUGCUCGCCGCUCCGUCAGUGACGUUGAGAUCCGCCGCUAUGAGGCCUUCGCUCAGAGCUUGAAGAACACCGGAGGCGGUAGUUUCUUCCGAUUCCCUUCUGCUGGGGAGGUGCAGAACAACGACACAUUCGGCGAAGCCGGCAACGACGAUAGCCUCUACGAUUAA